Messenger RNA from Penicillium verhagenii, 990 nucleotides. RefSeq lists its product as uncharacterized. Lineage: Eukaryota; Fungi; Ascomycota; Eurotiomycetes; Eurotiales; Aspergillaceae. The record is from RefSeq and is a predicted model, not a curated record. The transcript is spliced from 2 exons. The coding region runs from base 1 to 990 and encodes 329 amino acids.
AUGUACCCACCGACUCAUAUCAUCGAUCCAGAUGGUGAGGUGAUCAUAGUAUUGCGCAAUGCAGGAAGUCCUUUCGCACGCCCGCCUGAAAAGAAAUCUACUCAAAAGCCCGCUGUCGAAGUCGAAGAAUCCACUGCUGAUUCUCUGGCCCGGAGCUACAUACGGAUUCAAGCAUCCGCAAAGCAUUUGAUCUUUGCCUCCCCCGUCUUCAAGAAAUUAUUGACAGGGGGGUGGAAAGAAAGCGUCGACUACUUGAAAAUGGGCUCCGUUGAAAUCACUGCGGAUGAUUGGGAUACUGAAGCCUUCUUGAUUGUACUGCGUGCUGUUCAUGGUCAAUAUCAUGAUGUUCCUCGGAUGCUGAGUCUCGAAAUGCUCGCCAAGGUUGCUGUGAUCUUGGAUUACUAUCAAUGCAAAAAGGCUCUAGAUCUCAUAAACGAGAUUUGGAUCAAGGACUUGGAGGACAAAGAGAAGAUUACCCCAGAGAUUUCUCGGGAUCUGAUCUUAUGGCUAUGGAUAGCUUGGUUCUUUGAACGUCCUGCAAAAUUCAAUGAGUCAACCUUGAUUGCGAUAUCGAAGAGUGGAGUAUUGCUUGAUAACUUGGGACUUCCAAUUCCCACAAGUGUUAUUGAUUCGAUAAACAAUCGUAGGAAUUAUCUCAUCCAGAAUUUGAUUGACAUCGUUUAUGCAACACGGGACGCUUUCCUACAUCGCAGCAAGGGAUGUGGUUUAGUGUGUCGCUCAAUCAUGUAUGGGAAUCUAGCCCUGCAGAUGCAGUCAACCAGUCUGCCUUUGUCAAAGCCUAGGGCUCCCUUCCGGACUGUGAACUACAGCGAUCUUGUGAAAAAGGUACUGGCUUUCAAAUCACCACAGUGGUAUCAUACCUGCAACGAUCUCUUACCUCAUCGUUGCAAGGACGCAUCAUUUGCACCAUCAUUUGCGGGCAUCAAAGAUCUUUCCAAGGGCUUGAAUCUGCAAGAUUUUAUCAGCUAA